Messenger RNA from Durusdinium trenchii, 1182 nucleotides. Lineage: Eukaryota; Dinophyceae; Suessiales; Symbiodiniaceae. The record is from the annotation of a GenBank genome assembly.
AUGGUGCAGGAGAACUUGACGAUGUUGUUCGGUGUAAGAGGACCGCUGACCAAAGACAUUACUCCUGAGAGUUUUUCUGACCGUUUGGUGCCCUUCACCUUGACCACUUGGCUUGUUCUGCUCUUCUUGUACUUGAUCUUCUUCGCGCACGAGAUGUAUGCUGCAAGGGUCAAGCCACUGCUGGCAGGGGAGCUGCCCAACACUUUGCUUUUUCAGUAUACGCUGCUCUUCUAUUGGUUUUACCACUAUCUCAACGAGGCGAUGCUUCUGCCGGUGACCUUGGAUUUUGCGGCCAGCAUGGGUCAAAGUGCCACAAUGUCUGGUUUUUUCAUUGGCAGUUCUUUGGUUGCCUCUAUUCUCGGUGUCAUCAUGGGUAAGAGGGUGGUGAAUGAGGAGUUCUGGGAUCAACAAUUGGCACGUGCCUUGAUCCUUUGGUCCAAUCUACUGGCGAGCCUUUUCAUGCUGCUCGAAGCGGUGGUCUCCAACUCCGCGGUUCAUUGGAGCCUUCCAUCGAAGCGCGCAGUCUUCUGGGUGAUGAUUUUGCUCUCUCAAGUGCACGCUUUCGGUCUAGCCUUACCCCAUGUGCCGCUCAUGGUCAUGUGGGGCAAGCUCACACCGAAGAGUGAGAUGUCCUUCUGGAUGAUUCUGACGCAGUGUGCACGCCAGGGAGGGCUCCUAGCAGGCCCGGCGGUCUUCGCGCUGGUCAGCGUCAUUGUGAAACAGGGCCAGCCUGUCGCGCCAGCCUCAUUGCUGGCCUGGGUGAUUUUCGCACAAGUUGUCUUCGGACUGUCCUCUAUCUUGCUGAACUCCAUGGUCAUACCUCCAGUGCUGCCGGAUCCGGACACUCCGGACGCCCCGGAGGCCCCGCGGAGCCCUGGACGUGGCACGUGCGAGCUGUCGGUGGACGCGCUGGAGCUGGACCAGCGCCGGGAGGUGGUGCGGGGCAUGGUCUUCUACGCCUUUGAGCGGUAUUUCGUCACCGCCUCCAUCGAGGUCAGUACCAUCAUGCUUCUCGAGGACCACCUGGGAACGGCGGAACGAUGCAGACAGUACAAGAGUACAAUUCCUGUCCCUAUGGCAUCCACCUCUUCUUGGGGCCCCCCAAAAGGGGAAUCUCAAAGUAAUGAUAUGAUCAUAUAUGGUCACUACAGUAGCUCCAGCCGUCCCAGUGGGGCUCAUUGA